This is a messenger RNA of Syngnathoides biaculeatus (alligator pipefish), 3896 nucleotides long. RefSeq names its product WD repeat and coiled coil containing (gene wdcp). The transcript is spliced from 4 exons. Gene Ontology annotation, molecular function: kinase binding. The coding region runs from base 1466 to 3613 and encodes 715 amino acids. Lineage: Eukaryota; Metazoa; Chordata; Actinopteri; Syngnathiformes; Syngnathidae. The record is from RefSeq and is a predicted model, not a curated record.
AACGAUUCCAGAGGGAUACGAACCCACAAUCCCUGCUUUACCAAACCAAUGCUCAAACCACUGAUCCACAGGACAACCAUAAUAAUACCUAAUAGAUAAUAAAACCAGGAUGGAAGAGAAGUUCAGAAAUGGAAGGAUGGAGGGCAGGAAGGAAGGAUGGAUGGAAGAGAAGAUAAGGCAGGAAAAAGAGGGAGAGAAGAUAGUGAGGAAGGAUGGAGGAGGUUCAGAAAGGGAAGGAUGAACUGAAGGAAAGAUGGAAGAAAUGAAGCAUGGAAGAGAAGAGAAGGCAGGAAAAAGAGGGAGAGAAGAAAGUGAGGAAGGAUGGCGUUAGAAGGAAUAAAACCAGGAUGGAAGAGAAGUUCAGAAAUGGAAGGAUGGAAGAGAAGAUAAGGCAGGAAAAAGAGGGAAAGGAUGAUGGGAAAAAGUGCAAAAUUAAGAAAAGAGAGGGCGAAUCCUGCAAAGGAAGAAAAGACAAAAGGGCAGGAAGAAAGGAUGAAUGCCAGGAAUGGUGCUCAGAAAGGGAAGGAAGGAAAGAUGGAAGAGGAGAUAAGGCAUGAAAAGAAGGAAAGGAACCCUGGUGUUAAAUGAAAGUAUAACAAAGGUAGAAUAGAAAGUUGGAAAAAAGAGUAUGAGUAAUGGAGGAAUGAAAAGGGGUCCGUGAAGGGAGAAGGAUGAAAAGGGAGAGAAGAUAGUGUGGAAAGAAGGAUGAAAGGAAAGAAAAGGAUGGAAAGAAUCAAGUGUGAAAGGAAUGAAAAAGAGGAGGCUGACUAAUUGGAAGGGGUGUGAGCAUGGAAGCUAGGUAGAAGGAUGGAGAUGGAAGGAAUAAAAACAGGAUGGAAGAGAAGAUAACGCAUAAGAAAGAAGAUAAGGAUGAUGGGGGAAAAGUGUGAAAUGAAGAAAAGAUGGCGAAUACAGCAAUUGAAGAAAAGACAAAAGCGUGCAAGGCAGGAAGAAAGGAUGAAUGAACUCUAUAGUUAAUAAUUAAAUGGCGUUUUACGACAAUAUUCAUAUCAAUGAACAGUCGGCCUUUGGGGAGCAGCGUUUAAGUUAAACUGCAUUUCCCAUGAUGCACUUCUCAAAAUGACGCCAGACAAUCACUUCCUGGUUUGAGACUUGUAAACAUGGCGGUGCCCGGCAAAAUGUGAAGUUACGGCAUAAAACGUUCACCGCAAGCUUUAAUCGACAAACAACGACUUAUCUGGAGUUUGGGCCCUGAGAACGACAAAUUGUCCUCUCCCCGACAUGAUUAAGUGACCGACGUCAGCGGCCUUGGGUCCCGAGGGUGUCGUGUCGAGGUCACCGCGCCUUAAUCAGCUCUUUGUGCACGUCACCGCGCCCUCGGCUCAGGAGAGCGGAUUAAGGCGCCGCCUUGGGAGGAAACCCAGGAGGGAGCCUUCGCGGGUUCUAAUCUGCAAGGUGAGGAGCCACCGGCCGCUCGGAUUCGUUUUUCCGCUUUCUGGCCGGGAUGGACCUGGGCCGGGCCAAGCUGCUGCGGAGCGGCGUCAACACGCUGCACCAGGCCAUCCACCCGCUGCACGGCGUGGCGUGGACCGACGGCAAGCAGGUGUGCCUGACCGCGUUCUACUUCCAGCGCGGCGAGGCCAAGUUCGGCGACACGAACGUCAUCGGGCAGUUCGAGCACGUCCUGGGGCUCUUCUGGGGGCCGCUGUGCUGCCCCGACUCGCCCGCCCUGCUGGCCGUGCAGCACAAGAAGCACGUCAGCGUGUGGCAACUGCAGCUCAGCGCGUUGGAACACAACAAGCUGCUGUGCACGCAGACGUGCGAGAUGAGCGAACCCUUCCCGUUGCUCGCCCAGGGCUGCGUCUGGCACCCGAAAAUGGACAUUCUGGCCCUCCUCACCAAGCGGGACGCGUCGGUGCUGUUCUCGGUGCGGGUGGACAACAGGAGGACCAAGGCGGAAAUUAAAGGCAGCGGGCUGAUUCACUGCGCGUGCUGGACUAAAGAUGGCACCCGGCUGGUGGUGGCGAUCGGUGCCGCCUUGCACUCCUACAUUUGGAACGACAUCCACAAGAGCCUGCUGGCCUGCUCCUUCUGCCCCAUCUUCGACGUGGGGGGCUACGUCUGUGCCAUCGAGGCAACGGGGGACUCGCAGGUUGCCGUGGCAACGGAGCUGCCCCUGGAGAAGCUGUGCGGCUUGAACGCCGGGAUGGCCUUCGAGGUGGAAACUCCACGGGACCAGACGCCGGAAAGCGACCUCUCUCAGGACUCCAGGCGGCUCUCGUUCGACCUCGCCGAAAGGUCUCGCACGGCCACCCCGGGCCCGCUGGACCUCACCCACCUCCUGGCGAGACACCGGCGUUCAGAUCCCAGCCCGCUCAUCCACCUGCAACGCAAGGACACGGUGACGGGCUCCGGGCAGGACUCGUCGCAUCUGGUGUUGAUCACGUACGAGCGCAAGGUGGUCACCACCCGCAAAGUCAGCAUCCCGGGGAUCCUGGUGCCGGACUUGCUGGCGUUCGACCCGCGCGCCUCCACCGUGGCCGUGGCCUCCAACGCCUGCAACACGGUGCUGGUGUACCGCAUCACGGCGUCGGCCAUGGCCAACAUCCAGCAGAUCUCGCUGCAGACCGCCGACAGACCCAAGGGGGUGUGUUUCCUCAGCGAGAAGGUGCUGCUGAUGAUGGUGGGCCGGCAGAAGUCCGCGGACCCCGCCUUCCUCCCGUCCUCAAACACGGAGAAGUACACCGUGCGCCUGGUAGCCAAAGAGUUUGACGGGGAGGGUGCCCCCUCCCCUCUCAACGCAGAGCCUGCUUCUAAUUUGUCACGGAUUAGGAGGCACUCAGAGCACAUGCCCAAGGAGGACAGGGAGCAGCUGGGGAUAAAGGACUUGGUUCUCCCCGGGGCGGGAGCAGUCCCCCACUCACCCGGCAGCAGACGCAGGCUGGUGGAGGAGCUGAGGAGCCCCGAGCCCAGCCCCGCGGCCAGCUCCGCGGUCUUCUCCUAUUCGGAACGAACCCCCGGCGUCGCCGCGGAGAUCUCGGACAUCGGCCGCAUGGCUGGCCUGGCGGUGGCCGGACCGGCCAGCAGGGACUCCAGCCGGGCGGGAUCGCCUCGACCGGAGGCGGUCCCGGAGCCGCCGCUGGCCCCGCCGGGCGGCUCCUCCAGGGAGCGCGCCCUGGAGCAUCUGAUCUUCAACAUGGAGCGGCUGUUUGUUCGCUUCGCCGACGUGCAGCAGUGCCUGGGCGAAAUCCGAGAAUACACCCAGAACGGCAAGAAGAUACCGAGUUCCUACCCGGCCGCCGCUGAGCCACCUUACCUCAACGUCACAUGCCAGAAGCAGCUGUCCGAGAACGUGUUCAUCGACGAGCGCCGCCCGGUGCUGCUGUGCGACGGCAAGCUGUGUCUGCGCGCCCUGCAGGAGCUUUUCAACCUCGCCGUCGUGGAGAUGCUGCACGGGCCACUGUGGAUCGUCCUGGUGGCCGACGCCGACGGUUUCGUGCCCCUGACGUUCAAGCCCAAAGACGAGCUCACGGUACGCAACGGCAAGCGCAAAUCCACGCUGCGCGCCCCCGGGAGCCCCGAGACCUCCUGCCCGUCAAGUCCGGCCCCCAGCCACAACCCGAACAACACCAUAACGGAGGCCUCCACGUAGUUUUAUGGACUUAGACCGCCACUUGGUCAAUAAAGCAGUUUUGACAACUUUUUGUUUCACCUGUUGUUUACGGGAUGGAAUGGAAUCACCAGAUGAUGUGCAAUUUAUGAGCAAAAUAGAGUAUUCCCAUUUCUUCUUUUGUUUUUGCAAUUUUCUUGAAACCCUGUCGUGAAAAAUCUCCAAUUGGGUUAUACUGUCCUGCAAUAACCCGUAGCCGCCACGAGAUGGCAGGAUUUUGCCUAAAUCGCAACUUAGUUCAGCACUAAAGCAAUUUUCAUGCUUC